Molecule: messenger RNA, 1455 nt
Organism: Pyricularia grisea
Lineage: Eukaryota; Fungi; Ascomycota; Sordariomycetes; Magnaporthales; Pyriculariaceae
Exons: 1
Coding region: 1-1455 (484 amino acids)
Biological process (GO): phosphatidic acid biosynthetic process
Cellular component (GO): endoplasmic reticulum membrane
Molecular function (GO): ATP-dependent diacylglycerol kinase activity
Source: RefSeq, a predicted model, not a curated record
AUGCUGCACCAUCCCGUCGCACAAACUCAAGCCAUCCUCAGUCACCAACAAGCCGUCUUUGACACAACCGCCGCAUCUCCUCGCGCCUCGAGAAAAGACAAGCAUCUUGCGACCGAAGCGUCCACCUGGCCGCUUACACUCUUCCAGCGAGCCCGUGCUUUAGCGGGUCUCAUUGCCCUACCCCCGCUCCCGCCCUUUGCACUCGACGUCAUCGACGCCGAGACCGCCGGAGCCAUGCCGUCGACGCGCAGGUUACCGACCACUCGCGUUAUUUCACCGAGCCCUACACCCUCCGAAAUAGAUGCGCAAUCACCUCCUUCGACUUCGACGUCGCAGGAUACAUCAUAUUUUGCGCCCGUCACGAGAUCCGCAGCUCGCAAGCGGUUAGCUACGCCGCAGCCGGUGGAGGAGUCUGUCAAUGAGGAUGAAGAACACAAUCCGGAUCUUAGACGGGCUCGAACACGGAGUCGUAGUCCGAUGGAUGACCAACGCAUCAAGCCUUUAAGCUCAAGCAGCACCUCAGACUCGAAAGCAAAGACCAGCAACAGCAGUAGGAAACAGACGUCGACGACAAGUGGUCAAAGCAACGGCAACGGCAAAUCAGUUGAAUCCAAUGGUCAUCUCAAGCCCGCAGCUGCCAUGUCGACCUGGGAUACCUGGCGUGAGACGUGGAGUCGUAGCCCCAGCCCCUUAGGCUUGAUUCCUAUUCAUCGUCAUUGGCGAACUUUUGUCCACAAACAUGAAGUACCGCGCAAGCUCCUCCAUGUCUCCAUCGGCUUCCUAGUCGUAUGGCUCUACCUGUCUGGGACGCAGACAUCAUCGGUAACGCCAUGGUUGAUGGCCCUUUUAGUUCCCAUCACAGCCGUUGACCUGCUGCGUCAUCACCAUUCUGGCUUCAACAGGCUGUACGUCAAGGUCCUUGGCGCCUUGAUGCGGGAGUCCGAGUUCGCGGGCUACAAUGGGGUCAUUUUCUACCUUUUGGGCGCGUGGAUAGUGCUUUACUUUUUCCCAAAAGAUAUUGGUGUCGUGGGUACUUUGAUGCUGAGCUGGUGCGACACGGCAGCAUCCACGUUUGGCCGACUGUACGGCGCCUACACCCCGCGAAUCCGCCGCGGAAAGUCUCUUGCUGGCUCUACAGCCGCCUUUAUUGUCGGCGUGGCCACGGCUGGUGCAUUCUGGGGUUGGCUGAGGCCGACAUACGGACCAUUCCCAGGCGACGACGCUUUUAUGUUCACUGGCUCACUAGCGCUGCCGCGGGCUUUGUGCGAUGCCUUUGGUAUCUCGCGCGAGGCGGCCACCAUCACAGGGCCGUUAGCCCUUGGCGUCAUGAGCUUGUGGUCUGGGUUCGUUGCCUCUGCAAGUGAGGUUGUGGAUGUUUUUGGAUGGGAUGACAACCUUACCAUCCCAGUCCUGUCAGGGGCUUCCAUUUGGGGCUUUUUGAAAAUCUUUGGCUGA